Messenger RNA from Desarmillaria tabescens, 875 nucleotides. RefSeq lists its product as uncharacterized. The coding region runs from base 178 to 645 and encodes 155 amino acids. The transcript is spliced from 4 exons. The record is from RefSeq and is a predicted model, not a curated record. Lineage: Eukaryota; Fungi; Basidiomycota; Agaricomycetes; Agaricales; Physalacriaceae.
CGUAUCUGUCCCGGUGUGUCUGUCGCCACCCUGCUCGAACGUAUAAAAAUGCGCCGGACCUACCUUUGAGAGCCGGAUGCACGGUCACUCCGGACACUAUCCACCAUUGUCAGUGCCCGUCGUUCAUACCCCCUGCACUACCCAUGCUAGAUCAGACCAUCUGCAGUGUAUGUGGACAUGGUGUUCAUGCGCACCGCGACUGUUUCAAUGUUUGUCCAUCACUGCCCUGCGAUGAAUUGCGUUGCGUACUUUCCGAAGACGGCCCGGAUACAAGCAUGCACAUGUUCGGCGUCUCUCAUUGAGCAUAUACCUGUCGUGAAUGCGCAUCGUUCGUCUACACCUCUGCCCUAUGGAACGGGUGUAUCUAUCCAUGACAGUAACCUCCCUUCUAAUGUCAACACACUCAACGGCGACACGACGAACCACCCAUUCACUCCGAUACCUCCGUCCACUAACGCCAACCCAUCCUACCCUUACGGCAACGCACUGAUCUUCACACCUACCCCGCAACCUGUCAUUCAAAUGGACAUCACUCAGAUCGACGCUUAUUCCCACUCGGAAGCGGGAGGCUCUUACGGCGCUCAGUACCAGGAUAACCUCAGCGUUAACGUCCAGGGCUCGAGCGAGAGCGCGAGGUUUAUUUGACCAGGUCCUCCAACGCGGUGCCUGCCGCGGAAGCCCAGGCAGGUCAACUCGAAUAAGUAUGGGCAAGAAAGUUCUAUCGUCAUCUCCAGCUCCUUCGUCGAUUGGUAUAAAUAGUAACGCGUCAUAAAUCAUCUGUAAAACACAGCAAUGUAACAAUGUAUGUACAUCUUGGAUAUCGUCUCGUUUUCUCAUGCUUAGUGUACUUGUUUGUCGCGCUUAUCGCUUUGCUU